UCAAAAUCAAAAUCUUUUGCUAAUUUUUUCCCUUCUCAAAUCUCAUUCUAUCCUCCAAAAAUAAUUUACAAAACAUUUCUCAAAAAUACAGAAACUCCUUAUAACAGAAAAAAAAACCCAAGUCUUUUAUCUCCAAAAUCAAUUGCAAAACCUUCUAUUAAUAAUAAAAACUCUCUUUUCCUGGUUUCGAACUUAAAAAAAAAAGCUGUUCUUUUGCUAUUUUGUCUUUUUUUUUUUCCCUUCAAAUUUAACCUUGUUUUUAGUUGUUUGAGCUUAAAAUCCAAAUUGGUUUUUGAUAGAACCUCAAAAAAAGAAUUUUUUUAAAAAAUAAAGUUUAAGCUUUAACUAUGGAGUCAAGAGAAGCUGUAACCACUACUACUACAGCUACUGCUACUGGUGGAGUUACCGUCGUAGGAUCCGAUGCUCCGUCGGACUACCACAUAGCUCCAAGGUCCGAAAAAUCGACCCAGAACCCGAACCCGACUUCCGGAUCAGUUCCGCCGCCGCUGCCUCCUCCGCAACAGGCGGCGCAAGCAGUACCGCCGCCGGUUUUGGUGGCAGGGGUGCCAGAGAAGAAGAAAAGGGGAAGACCUAGAAAAUAUGGACCGGAUGGUUCAGUCACUAUGGCGCUCUCUCCAAAGCCUAUAUCAACGGCUGCGCCGUCUCCGGUGAUCGACUUCUCCGCCGGGAAGAGAGGGAAAGUGAAGUCGCCGACGUCGUUUUCGAAGACGAAGUAUGAGCUGGAGAAUUUAGGUGAAUGGGUUGCAUGCUCUGUUGGGGCUAAUUUUACACCGCAUAUCAUCACUGUUAAUGCUGGUGAGGAUGUCACAAUGAAGAUUAUAUCAUUUUCUCAACAAGGGCCUCGAGCUAUAUGCAUUCUUUCUGCAAAUGGCGUGAUCUCAAGUGUCACUCUUCGUCAACCUGAUUCUUCUGGGGGUACAUUGACAUAUGAGGGUCGUUUUGAGAUACUGUCAUUGUCUGGUUCAUUCAUGCCCAAUGAUAGCGGAGGAACAAGAAGCAGAUCUGGUGGGAUGAGUGUUUCCUUAGCAAGUCCAGAUGGGCGUGUAGUAGGUGGUGGAGUUGCCGGUCUCCUGGUAGCUGCUAGCCCUGUACAGGUUGUGGUGGGAAGUUUUCUGGCAGGGAACCAGCAUGAACAGAAGCCUAAGAAACAGAAGCACGAGUCCAUAUCAGUUGCCACACCAAUGGCUGCUAUUCCCGUUUCUAGUGCUGAUCCCAUUUCAAAUAUCGCCUCAUCCUUCCAAGGUGAUAGUUGGCCUUCAUUGCCGUCAGAUUCAAGGAAUAAGCCCACUGACAUUAACGUAUCCUUGCCUGGAGGCUAAUCUAAAUUUCCAUACCUUAUUAUGCAGUAUGAGGUUUGAUACUGACAGCACUGGCAAUCAAUCGAAAUACAAUUGAUGAAUCUCAUUCUCACCUCUUCUUGUUGUUUCAUGUGUAAGCUUAUGGACUUCUCACAAGUACCGGCAUGUUCAUUUUCACCUGGGUUUUUACCCUAUUUAUUUUCACCAGUAGUUUAGUUUCAGUCAGCUGAUUAGAUAGGCUUCUGCAUCUGUUGUGUCAUGUAGAAUAUUUCCAAUGUAAUGUUUACUGAGAGAGUUGGCCUUUCUUCGAAGUCAUGGAUUGUGAUUUAGGAAACCAUUGUCUUUUGAACAUCUCAACUUCAUUGAUAAUGGCUUGUCUAUGUAAGCUUUCAGCUAUGCAGUCUAGCAUUUUGAUGGAUUGAACAUUGGAUUAUCAACAUAACACUCUAUGAAUAGAUCAUACUGCUGUUCACCAUAAUCUCUAAAUUAACUAAACU
Messenger RNA from Durio zibethinus, 1816 nucleotides. Its product is annotated as AT-hook motif nuclear-localized protein 1-like. The record is from RefSeq and is a predicted model, not a curated record. Gene Ontology annotation, molecular function: minor groove of adenine-thymine-rich DNA binding. Lineage: Eukaryota; Viridiplantae; Streptophyta; Magnoliopsida; Malvales; Malvaceae.